Messenger RNA from Larimichthys crocea (large yellow croaker), 2838 nucleotides. RefSeq names its product elaC ribonuclease Z 2 (gene elac2). The record is from RefSeq and is a predicted model, not a curated record. Gene Ontology annotation, molecular function: 3'-tRNA processing endoribonuclease activity. Gene Ontology annotation, cellular component: mitochondrion. NCBI's taxonomy places the organism in Eukaryota, Metazoa, Chordata, Actinopteri, Sciaenidae. Bases 171 to 2654 code for a protein of 827 amino acids. The transcript is spliced from 23 exons. Gene Ontology annotation, biological process: mitochondrial tRNA 3'-end processing.
GAAAAACGUCAUCAGUGGACGGACGGAAGAAGUGUCACAUGUGUUAACAAAGUCCUCGUGCACGAUCAGCUGAUUUUCGAUUAUUAUUUUGAUUAAUAAUAUACUAUAAUAACUUUAAUAGAAGCGACCUGAGAAUGUGUGAGCGGCUUUAAGUGCGCGGCGUGUGUAUUAUGAUAAAUACGGCCCGCCUGCCGCUGCGCUGCUUCUCUCUGCUCUCCGCGGCUCCGCCGGCCACACGCUCCGCUCUUCCCCGGACUGUGGCACACUUUGUCCGGACCAUGGCAGCUCACAACACGCCGGAGACGAGGCAGCCUCCCGGCCUGAAGAAGGCCCGGCACAAGGAGCCGCUGCGGCGGGUGAAGACCAAAGAGAGCCGGAGCAAGCGGGUGGACGUCCACGGACCGUCCACGGUGUACGUGCAGGUGGUCGGUGCCGGCAGCAGAGACAACGCUGCGUCGCUGUACGUCUUCUCCGAGUUCAACAGAUAUCUGUUCAACUGUGGUGAAGGAACGCAGAGACUCAUGCAGGAACACAAGCUGAAAGCUGCUCGACUCGACAACAUCUUCCUGACCCGGCUGAGCUGGGAGAACGUCGGAGGGUUAUCAGGGAUGAUCUUAACCCUGAAGGACACCGGUGUUCCUGAGUGUGUCCUCUCCGGACCUCCUCAGCUGGAGAAUUAUCUGGACGCCAUCAAGUCAUUCUCUGGACCGCUGGAGGACAUCAAACUGUCGGUUCGACCGUACACCGAAGAGAUGCACACGGACGAAACCAUGGCGGUUUAUCAAGUGCCGAUAUUUGCGAAGUCGAGGGACAACGGCAGGAAACUCUCCCCGACGUCGGGCAGGAGCAGCCCGUCGAGAAAUCCAGAUGAAAGACGGAAAACAACUCGAGAUACUUCUCUGGUGGUUUCCUUCAUAUGUAAGCUUCACCCCAAGAAAGGAAACUUCUUAGUUCCUCAAGCCAGAGAGCUCGGUCUGCCCGUAGGCACAGCAGCUAUCGGUCCGCUCAUCGCAGCUCUGAAGGACGGGAAAAGUGUCACGUAUGAAGGAAAAGAGAUCCGACCUGAGCAGGUCUGCACUCCCGCUGAUCCAGGACCGGUCUUUAUCAUCGUCGAGUGUCCGUCUGAGGAGUUCGUCGACGCCGUUUGCAGCAACCGCCAGCUGAGGAGGUACCAGUCAGGAGAGACGGAGGAUGCCGCGGUGCUGGUGGUCCACAUGACUCCAGAGUGUGUUCUGAAAACAGAUCAAUACAAGAGGUGGAUGGAGAGGUUUCCGUCCACGACAGAACACCUGAUCCUUAACGAACACGUCUGCACGGUCCACAACAUCCGGAGUCACAAGAUUCAAGCUCAGCUCAACAUGAUUCACCCGGAGGUCUUCCCACAACUCGAGUCUUAUAAAAUGAAGGAGCCUCAGGCUGCCCUCCACGUCCCCAACGUCAGAGCUGAGUGUCUCCUCAAGUUCCAGCUCAGACCCGUAAUGGAGUGGCAAAGAGACGCCGUUCCCUCCUGCAACACCGACGAGUUCGUGAAAGAAGCUUCAGAGGUCCUGAACUUUGUGGAAGAAGUGGGCGAGUGCAGGAAGAUCUGCUCCGCCGAGCGCUCGGGACACAGAGACAAAUACCCGGAGGUGGUUUUCAUGGGAACGGGAUCAGCUCUGCCGAUGAAGAUCAGAAACGUCAGCGGCACUUUGGUCAACAUCAGCCCGACUCAGUCGGUUCUGUUGGACUGUGGUGAAGGAACCUUCGGUCAGCUCUGCAGACACUACGGGGACGGCGUGGACGAAGCUCUGUCCAAGAUCUCGACCGUCUUCAUCUCACACAUGCACGCCGACCACCACACGGGCCUGCUCAUGUUGCUCUAUCAGAGGGAGAGAGCUCUGGCGGCGUUAGGAAAGGCGUUCAGCCCGAUCUACCUGGUGGCUCCGACCCAGAUCAUGACCUGGCUCAACCAGUACAACGAUUACUGCGAGGAGAUCCUCGACCACAUCAACUUCAUCCCAAACAGAUUUCUCUGCGACGGCGCCGAGACACCGAGGCCGAGGACGAAGUCGUUUAUCCAAGCGCUGCUGAAGAAGAACGAUCUGGAAAAGUUCCAGACGUGCUUCGUCCGUCACUGUAAGAACGCCUUCGCCUGCAGCUUCACCCACCGCUCGGGAUGGAAACUGGCCUUUUCUGGAGACACCAUGCCCUGCGACGACUUCGUGCACGUCGGAAAGGACGCGACCUUACUGAUCCACGAGGCCACGCUGGAGGACGGACUGGAGGAGGAAGCUGUAGAGAAAAGACACAGCACGACCUCCCAGGCCAUCGGCAUCGGCAUGAGGAUGAACGCCGAGUUCAUCAUGCUGAACCACUUCAGCCAGCGUUACGCCAAGAUCCCCCUCUUCAGCGAGGACUUCACCGACAGAGUCGGCAUCUCGUUCGACCACAUGAGAAUUCGCUUUGGGGACUUUAAAAUCCUCCCCAAGCUCAUCCCCGCACUUAAAACCCUUUUCGCCGAGGAGAUCGGCGAGAUGGAGGAGAGGAGGGAGAGGCGGGAGCUGAGACAUCCGAAAGGAAGCGUCGAGAUGGCCGACACGAGCCGAGCCGCCAAAAGAGACCAAGAGGGGGCGCCGACGCACGCCGUCGAGACAAAGAGGCUGAGAACGAGCUGAAGUUUGAUUUAAACGAGCUCAGAGGAAAGGACUCGAACCCAGAGUGUCCUGAGUUAUUUUAUUUAAAUGAAUUUGAGACUCUUUAUUUGGCUUUUGUGGUUUAAGAUGAUGCAUGUAUAUUACAUCACAGUGUACAAAGAUAAGCUCUGAAAAUAGUUUUUGUUUUUCAUUAAACAGAAUAAAG